GAGUUAAGCAGGAGUCUGUUGAUAUUUCAGAGUUGCUCUGAACCCCGGCAGUCAGAGGGAGGGAGCCUCUUGAUUGGCCAAGUUCCUGUUGGUAGUAAUAGCGGAUCAGAUAUCAAACUUCUGUCUUUCCUAAAGACCCUUUAGGGAUAGUCAGCUCCCUGCAAGACUAUGACAUCAGUCAGGACACCCGGUGAUGUUGCUGAUAGUAAACUCUGAGAAAGGAGGGGUCUGCUAGCUAAAAGUUAAUUAGCCCAACACAGUGCAAGGGCAUGUAGUAGGCUUUUCUGGAGGGUCAGUGCUGGAUGGGACCAAACUUUGCCUAAGUCACCCUUCUGCUGCUUUCUGCAAUCACCUACACUCGAAGGAAGGCUAGAUGAAUUGUGAUCCCUUGGUCGUGGUCAGCUUCUCUUCUUGGAGCCGGUUAAUGGUUUGAGCUGGGGGCUUUCUGGCACUGGGAAUUAUCACAAGGCAUCACUCACCAUGACACUCCUGGGGUCUGAGCAUUCUAUGCUGAUUCGGAGCAAAUUCAGAUCAGGUAGGGCUAACACCGCAAGAAUUUCUCUUAAAACUUCCCUCUCCUGCAAGCCUCAGCUGGAGACUGUUUCUCAUUAAACAGCUUGCAAGUAAAAUAACCAGGGAGUCGUAAAGCUGUCAAGGGCUUGCUCUCACAGAGGCUACUCUGCAAAUGAAGAAAUGCAUUUUCCUUUCUGUCUGCUCCCUCUCUUUCUGCUGUUUCACUACUUACAAUUUAUGUCUGUCGUCUAGCUUAUUAAAAAACAAACAAACAAACCCUGACCCUCUACUAUUCUGAGUGAUCCUGAUCCAUGCGUGUAUAUGGAUAUCUGUUUACAUAUAUCCAUAUCCAUAUAUAUGGGGAGACCUGUAUCAGAAAUCCAUACAGGCUGUCUUGACAAGUGGUGUAUCUCCUCCCAUCCCUCCAAGUCAGGUGCUGACCUGUCUAUGCCGGCCUUGAUGUUUUACUCCAGCAUCCAGGCAGCCAGCUUUGUUCCUCUAGGGUUGUGACUAAUUGGACAAACAUGAAUUUGCAGAAAGGCAUCAAUUUUUUUUAGAAGUACAAAUAACAAAUGGAACAUGCAAAAUAUUUAAAAUGACAUCACCAGAGAAAUAAAGCUAGAGCCAAACGACCGAUUGCCGUUUUCUGAAGCUUUGCAACAAAAAACAUGUACCAGAUCUCCAGAGAGGGUUGAAGCCCCAUUGAGGGCUUCUUCGUUGAGGACUUCCAGCGUGAAUAAGUUUUACAGUUGCGGCUGCAGCAGCGAAGAAGCAGAGAGCAGCUUGCCAACCAGGGAAUCAUGCCACCCCUGAAAAGCCCCUCACCCUUCCAUGAGCAAAAGAAGUGCUUGGAGAGAGCCAAGACUGAAGAUUAUUUAAAGCACAAGAUCCGAAACAGACCUGAGCAUUCCGAAUUGGUGGAUAUGCACAUUUUGCAGGAUUCAUCUGCAGAAGAGUCCAUUCAAGCUACUCAGAUGAAACUGAAAAGAGCUCGUCUUGCGGACAAUCUGAAUGAAAAAAUUGCUCUGAGGCCCGGUCCUCUGGAGCUGGUGGAGAAAAAUAUCAUUCCUGUUGACUCAGCUGUGAAAGAGGCCAUCAGAGGUACCCAGUCAAGCUUCUCUAAAUCUUCCGAUGCCUUUGCUUUUGAAGAAGAUAGCAGCAAUGAUGGGAUGUCCCCAGAACAAGUCAGAAAUGAGGAUUCUCAAGGAUCCGCAGAAUCAGCAUCAGGAACAAAAAUUUCUGAAGGAGCAUUCUCUGCAAUGUCAGAAACAACUCAGGGUCACUCCCAAGGCUCUGAAAAUGAUGCCGCUGAUUCAACUUCUCUGCAGAAUAGCCAGCCAGAAAGUCCGAAAAAUCUGAAUGGGCAGCAGGCAUCUCCUGUCCCUAUUGUGGCCACCUCUGCAAAGUCCAAAUCAUCCAGUGAUAGCAAAAAUCGUCACAAAAAGCCCAAGGAGAUGAAGCCCAAAGUGAAGAAGCUGAAGUAUCACCAGUACAUUCCCCCGGACCAGAAAGCGGAGAAGUCUCCUCCUCCCAUGGACUCGGCCUAUGCAAGGCUCUUGCAGCAGCAGCAGCUCUUCCUGCAGCUGCAGAUUCUCAGCCAGCAGCAGCAGCAUCGACAUCAGCAGCAUUUCAACUAUCCUGGGUCACAUUCCACUCAGCUGAAGCAACCAAAUGAGCAAAUGGCCAAAACUUCAAGCUCCUCCCCAACAACGACCAGCAGCAGCCCUCUUUCUCCUGUGAAGGGAACCUUUUCCGGCCAGUCCUGCAUUUCCUCUCUCAAGCCGGGUCCUCUCCCAUCCAAUCUGGAUGACUUAAAAGUGUCAGAGCUGCGGCAGCAGCUGCGAAUAAGGGGCCUCCCUGUAUCUGGAACAAAAACAGCCUUGAUGGAACGCCUGCGGCCCUUCCAAGAGUGCAGUGGGGGCUCAGUGCCAAGCUUCAAUGAAAUAACAACUGUUACCUUCCCAGUGACCCCAGCAAGCUCUCUCUCCAGCUACCAGUCACAGUCCUCGACCAGCCUUUUGUCCAAUGGCUUCUACCACUUUGGCAGCACCAGCUCUACUCCGCCCAUCUCCCCAGCUUCCUCCGACCUAUCCAUGAAUGGCUCCUUGCCAGACAGUUUCAAUGAAGGACCAAUGUCUUCCCCGCCAUUUGUCUUGCACCCUUCUCCCGUGCAAGGCGGUUGUGAAGAGAGCCUGAUGGGAGGUGUGAGUGGGGCUGGCAUCCCGCUUGAUGUAGAAAGGGUUGACACAGAGAAAGACAAGAUGCUGGUAGAAAAGCAGAAGGUCAUCAAUGAACUAACUUGGAAAUUGCAACAGGAGCAGAGGCAAGUGGAGGAGCUGAGGAUGCAGCUCCAGAAGCGCAAAAGAAGCCAUGGCUUGGAGGAGAAGCAGGCUCCGUCGCGUUUCUUUGGCUUUCCAAUCAAGCAGGAAAACACGGCGUCCAGCUGUCCAUUUGCCUCGAAACAAGCUUCCCUGAAAAGUCCGGCCAGCAGCUCUGACACACUGAGCAAUAGUGGGACACCUCAGCUGCCCCGACUUGUAAAUAGCCAUUGCAUGGAGUCUUCGGGACAAAAUGGCAUGCUGUCCUCCACUUUCCUAAGUCCACAGUGCUCUCCCCAGCAUUCUCCACUAGAGGCAGCAAAGAGUCCGCAGCACAUCAGUCUUCCACCCUCACCAAACAGCCAUUACCUCCUCUCUGUGUCCCCGAACACUCAGGGAGAAAGACGCAGCAGUUCUCCACAGCCCAGCACCCGUCUGUGCACGGCUCCGGUGCCAACACAAGGAGGUCCAAAGUAUUCCAUGUUGUCCCCCAGCUUUUGUAAGUCAAAUGCUUCCCUCGCAGAGGGAAAGCAACCACCUGCCUAUGCAGAUGCUGUGAAACAGCAGAUGACCCGAAGUCAGCAGAUGGAUGAGCUGUUGGAUGUGCUUAUUGAAACUGGAGAAAUGCCUGCCAAUGCCAAAGAGGAACGCUCUUGCCUUCAGAAGAUGCCUCAGAUAACAGUCUCUUCAGGAACCUCCGGAACAUCCUCACUACUGAAGGCGUCAGCUUCAUUUGAGCAAGCUUCCUCAAGUCAGCUCUCCUUUGAACACUGCCCUAGCAGCAAUGACAGUCAUCUGGAAAUUUUGUUGAAUUCCCACAGCCCCCUUGGGCGGUCAAGUGAAGUCACCCUCCUAAAGGUGGGUGGCGAGGAACCUCACUUUGAAGGGGUGAUGGAAGGAUUUUCUAGCAAAGCUGCUGAUGAACUGCUCACGCCCCAUGAGAUCCUGCCGACUCCCCUUUCCCCCAUGGAGACCCCACUGUCUCCCUCUUCUGUUGAAGGAUCAGGCUUGCACAUGAGCUUCACGGAAUCACCAUGGGAAACAAUGGAAUGGCUGGACCUGACUCCACCCAGCUCAGCCAACGGCUUUGGUUCCCUCGCCACCGCGGGGCCCAGCCUCUUCAACAUCGAUUUCUUAGAUGUUACUGAUCUCAACUUGAACAGCACCAUGGAUCUGCAUUUGCAGCAAUGGUGAACCCUGUCAGCCCCACGAAUGGGAUGCAGGCAACCACAUGCCCUUUCCACAUAAGGGAUUGAGCAACUAUGUCAAAGAGCUCUGGUACCAUCCAAGGAGAAGAAACUGGAGUCACUUUUCCCAGAACACAAUUUCUCUUUUCACUAUAAAUGGAAUCACCAAAAAAUUAAGCCCCCAAAACUCACAAAAUCAUCAUCAUCCACUUCUAGCACUGGAUCCUGCUAUUCCUCCUCCUUUUUCUUUGUGAGCAAAUCCAAGCCCUGUGAAACUUAGCUAACUUUUGUAAUUUACAAACCUAUUGCAAGGGAGACUCCCUCUGUAAUGGAACUGUAUUGGGUACACACCUGUCAGUGUUAUCCCUAAUGUAUCUAUCGGCCUUAGCAAGGUAUUGUGCUGAACUGCCCUACUAGCUAUUGAGCGCCAACCUUUGAUUCCCUUGUGGCUUCCAGUACACUGUCUGGGAAUCACUGCCUCUUAUUCUUAACACAUGUAUGAGCUCUUCUCUUCUCUUCUCUUCUCUUCUCUUCUCUUCUCUUCUCUUCUCGUCUGUCAGCCCACAAAGCAUGAUCAGACCAAAGUUCUUGCCAUUUUUUCACAACUCAAACCAUCCUUUCAAGUUGCUCUCUCUUUGCCCUGUCCCUCUUACGUUACUGCUGUUUAAAGGCACCUUAACAGAACUGAAACAAUGUGACUUAUUUUGUGAUGGGCACUCUCUUUGGAAAGAAAUCCAGAGUAGAAAAGAGUCUAGUGCAGACAUCAGGAAGAACAGGCUCUUCUGUAGCCUUCAUAAAUUGUCUGUUUCAAGGUACAGUCCUUCUUUACAUACUUUGAUAUAUUUAAUGCUUAAUUUAAAAUAUAAACAUAAUUUGAUAUUCAUAUAAAUAAAACUAUAAUAUUUCAGCGCAAUUCCACACAAGAUUCAUCAUUCAAAUCAACCAUAUUCUUAAAUAUUUGAUAUUUAAAAUAUUAAAAAAUAUAUUCUCCAUAAAACGAGCAUACAAAAUUCACUCAUUCACAAAAUUAAUAAUCAGAUCAUCUACAGAAAAUUUCCAACAAGCAAUAAAAUAACCAUCAGUUUUUGCUUCUUAGUAAAACUCCAGAAUUUUCCCUUGACCACAAGUAUCAUUCAUCAUGUCUGUCAGGGAGUUUUCUAAAACUAAGACCUCGUAAAUCUAAGCUUUUGCAAUUGUCAUGUGCUGUCAUGUUGUCUCCAGCUUAUGGUAACCCUGUGAAUGAAGGCCCUCCAGAAAGCCCUGUUCUUGCCAGCCCUGCUCAGCUCUUACCAACUCAAGGCUGUGGCGUCCUUUAUGGAACUGAUCCAUCUCACCUUUGGUCUUCCUUUUCUUCUCCUGCCUUUGGCUUUUCCUAGCAUGAUUGUCUUCCCUUGCGAGUCUUGCCUUCUCAUGAUGUGUCUCAAGUGUGGCAGCUUCGAAUUUGCCAGGGCAAGUUCUGGCUUGAUUUCAUCUUAGGACCCGCUUGUUCAUCAUUCUGUCAGUCCAGGGUAUUUGCAGAGCUAUCCCCUAGCACCAUGUUCAGAAGGCAUAGUAUUUUUUCCUGUCAGCUUUCUUUACAUCCUUACAUGUGAUUAUUUUUUCUUCAGUGUGGCCCUUCCAAGUCUCAGGCUUCUUUGAAUUACUUGGCUGCAGUCUCCCUUGAGCCAGAAGUAUGCAAGAU
Varanus komodoensis (Komodo dragon) is the source of this 5699-nucleotide messenger RNA. It is a transcript of the gene MYOCD, whose product is annotated as myocardin. Bases 1314 to 4025 code for a protein of 903 amino acids. The transcript is spliced from 13 exons. Lineage: Eukaryota; Metazoa; Chordata; Lepidosauria; Squamata; Varanidae. The record is from RefSeq and is a predicted model, not a curated record. Gene Ontology annotation, biological process: smooth muscle cell differentiation; cardiac muscle cell differentiation.